Molecule: messenger RNA, 1586 nt
Organism: Zea mays
Lineage: Eukaryota; Viridiplantae; Streptophyta; Magnoliopsida; Poales; Poaceae
Product: putative B3 domain-containing protein Os10g0537100
Exons: 1
Coding region: 460-1281 (273 amino acids)
Molecular function (GO): DNA-binding transcription factor activity; DNA binding
Source: RefSeq, a predicted model, not a curated record
AACCUUCCCCCCUCCAUGUCUCAUCUACGCUGAUGCCUACUGAUCUACAGCCACAACACCGUACCUUUGCUGAAUAUCUCACAACUGCAAACCACACACACACACCACCAACAAGCCAACAACCACGCACCUCUCCCAAGCUAGCUAGAUCCCGUUAAUUUUCUUCCCUAUAUAGGAGUAUCUUUUGAUCACCAGUCCUGUCCUGUUACAAGAACAGAUAGCACUCUUUAUCCAGCAGCUAGCCAAUCGCCUGCUAUCCUAUGCAAGUUCGUCAGAUCCACCAUAUAAUAUUGAGCUAAUCUAACCCUAAACACCCCCAUCCUAAGAAUAGUUGUGGGAUUUAGUACUGUUACAUACCACCAGAUCCCUCCCUGAAGUAGCGUGCUAGUCAAAAGUCAACAGCUAGCUAUAGCACCAGCCGGAGCUCGCUCGAGACGCGUGAGCGGAGCGGGGAGCCCCAUGGAGUUCAGGCCCGCGCAUGCCCGUGUCUUCGAGGAUUCCGAGAGGCCUCGCGGCGGCGUGGCGUGGCUGGAGAAGGAGCACAUGUUCGAGAAAGUGGUCACCCCGAGCGACGUGGGGAAGCUCAAUCGCCUGGUCAUCCCGAAGCAGCACGCCGAGCGCUACUUCCCCGCGCUGGACGCCUCGGCCGCCGCGGCGUCGGCAUCGGCGUCGGCGGGCGGCGGGAAGGCGGGGCUGGUGCUCAGCUUCGAGGACCGGGCGGGGAAGGCGUGGCGCUUCCGCUACUCGUACUGGAACAGCAGCCAGAGCUACGUGAUGACCAAGGGAUGGAGCCGCUUCGUGAAAGAGAAGCGCCUCGGUGCCGGGGACACGGUAUUGUUCGCGCGCGGCGCGGGCGCCACGCGCGGCCGCUUCUUCAUCGAUUUCCGCCGCCGCCGCCACGAGCUCGCGUUCCUGCAGCCGCCGCUGGCGUCUGCGCAGCGCCUCCUGCCGCUCCCGUCGGUGCCCAUCUGCCCGUGGCAGGGCUACGGCGCCUCCGCUCCGGCGCCAAGCCGGCACGUGCUGUUCCUGCGGCCGCAGGUGCCGGCCGCCGUAGUGCUCACGUCGGUGCCCGUGCGCGUCGCCGCAUCCGCGGUGGAGGAGGCGACGAGGUCGAAGCGCGUCCGCCUGUUCGGGGUGAACCUCGACUGCCCGCCGGACGCCGAAGACGGUGCCACAGCCACCCGGACGCCGUCGACGCUUCUGCAGCUGCCCUCGCCAUCGUCGUCAACAUCCUCCUCCACGGGAGGCAAGGAUGUGCGUUCUUUGGAUCUUGGACUUUGAACACAAGCAACAGCUAGCAACAUAAAAAAGGGGAGAAAUUGGGCCGAGGAACUGACGCGCGAACUGAUUAAGUGGUUGGAGCAGGUGGUAUAUAGCUCCAGUAGUGCAUCUGCAUGUGUAAUUGUUGAUGGAUUGGUAUUUCUUGAUGAUAUCUUGCUCAUAUUAGCUCACUUGUGCUUUCGUUAACUGAUGUGUGUUUCUUCUCUUUCUUAAUUUGAUCUUUGUUCCGAGAAUAUGAUAUUUUGCUUAUUGUAAUUGUACAUAUUCUGAAUCAUCUCUGACCAAGUCCAGUAAUUAUUUAAGGA